Aspergillus ibericus CBS 121593 is the source of this 2423-nucleotide messenger RNA. RefSeq names its product aromatic amino acid ammonia-lyase. Gene Ontology annotation, molecular function: ammonia-lyase activity. The transcript is spliced from 3 exons. The record is from RefSeq and is a predicted model, not a curated record. Lineage: Eukaryota; Fungi; Ascomycota; Eurotiomycetes; Eurotiales; Aspergillaceae. Gene Ontology annotation, biological process: L-phenylalanine catabolic process. Gene Ontology annotation, cellular component: cytoplasm. The coding region runs from base 279 to 2372 and encodes 697 amino acids.
UAGUUUAGCUCCAGCCUAGCCAAUUCCGCCACAAUCGGGUGUAUCUUCAGCUGGUGGCAAUUGAACGAGCCGAGGCGCUUUUCUCUUCGUCCAAUGUGACCUAUCUAAACUGCGACAGCUCCGACGAUUUUCCGGGGCGUCUCGUGUUUUGCCCAACUUAGCUAGCCCCGACUAAGGACACUAAGUAAAGAAUAGAUAUAUAUAGCCUUGGCAGGACGCAAAACCGACGCCUGGAAGAAAUGCAGGCUGACUGAUCUGUCUCUGCCCUAUACUUUGCCAUGCUUAACAAAUACAUUCCAGAAGGCCACCUGGAGGCAACAGCCGCACACUGGAGCGACUUACAAAGGGUCCUCCAGGAUGGAGAGCUCGAAAUUGAUGGUAAUAGUCUCACUCUUGCCGGUGUUGUCGCGGUAGCCAGGUACGGCUGCCAGCCUCGCCUCACUGACAAAUCGGAGACGAUCGAUGCCAUCAAUGAUAGUGUGUUAGCUCUGACGGAACUGAUUCGCGAUGGGAACCAUAUUUACGGGGUAAACACUGGCUUUGGCGGAAGUGCAGAUUCCCGAACAAACCAGACCACCACCUUGCAGAGCUCUCUACUUCAGCUCCUUCAAAGUGGCAUUCUUACCGAGUCCGAUACAAAGAGCAAAGGUUCGCAACCCAAUACGCAGGGUCUAGAGCCACACUCGAUGCCUUCAGAGUGGGUAAAAGCCACCAUGCUUGUCCGAAGCAAUUCAGUGGCCCGAGGACACUCGGCCGUGUCCGUGUCAGCUAUUAGCGCAAUCAUACGGCUGCUUCGCGAGGAUAUUACCCCCGUGAUUCCCCUCCGAGGAACUAUCUCCGCGUCGGGUGACUUGAUGCCACUCGCAUAUAUUGUUGGAGCCAUUGAAGGGAGUCCGGAGAUAUUCGUGCGUGUUGGUGACCAUCAGACCAUCACCGCUCAAAACGCGCUGCAAGCCGUGGGUGCUAAAGCAGUCACGCUGGGACCAAAAGAAGCCCUCGGCCUCGUCAAUGGCACGGCCGCUUCUGGUGCUCUGGCCGGCCUGGUGCUCUAUGAAGCACAUCAGCUAGCUGUACUUGCCCAGGCAGUCACCGCUCUCACAGUUGAGGCCAUUCAAGGAAGCGCAGAGAGCUUUCAUCCAUUUAUCGCCCAAGUCCGUCCUCACGCAGGCCAAAUUGAAGCAGCAGAGAAUAUACUGUCAGUUCUGAGAGGUUCUCGACUUGUUAGAGGAAGCAGUGCUUCUCAAGCCAGGACCGGGCUUGUACAGGACCGUUAUUCCCUCCGGACGGCCAGUCAGUGGAUUGGACCUCAACUGGAAGAUCUUCUGCUUGCGGAUCGGCAAGUUUCAGUUGAGCUCAACUCGACCUCUGAUAAUCCUCUCAUCGACGCUGGCGCGAAGACCUUCUACACGGGGGGUAAUUUCCAGGCAACUUCAAUCACAUCCGCGAUGGAGAAGACUCGGUUGGCGUUACAGAUGUUUGGGAAGAUGUUGUUCGUUCAAUGCAAUGAGAUGAUCGAUCCCACUCUCAACAAUGGUCUGCCCACGAAUUUAGUCGCUGAUGAUCCUAGCCUUUCCUUCACAAUGAAAGGGGUAGAUAUCAAUAUGGCCGCAUAUAUGUCUGAACUGGCAUAUCUGGCGAAUCCGGUCAGCACGCACGUGCAGACCGCAGAGAUGCAGAACCAGGCCCUGAACUCUCUGGCCUUCCUCUCAGCACGAUAUACCAUGAAAGCAGUCGAUAUUGUCUCGAUUAUGGGAGCGUGUUCCCUUUAUGUUGCGUGCCAAGCACUAGAUCUGCGCGUGCUUCAGCUCAGCUUCUUCCAGAGACUCCUACAGACCAUCACAGAAACCACAAAGGAAGCCUUCGAACAGGUGCUCGAACCAUGUGAGAUCGAAAGUUUAUCACAACGCUUGUUUGAGACGAUCCAGAGCUCCUGGCCAUCAACUUCGCGACUCGACCUGCGUGAUCGUUGUCAGCGUGUGGUCGAGGCGUCCCUUCCCGUCUUCUUCGGAGACCUGGUGUCACCCAAUCGCCAAGAUUCCCACUUGUUUUCGGCCAUCAACGCAUGGAAGACUGUCAAUAUCCUGAAGCUGGAGGCUGUUUACCGAGAGGUGCUCGCCGAAUUCUGCGCUUCACCACCCACUGCUGACUAUCUCGGAGUGGGGACUAAGGCAAUCUACACAAGCAUUCGACAUGAGCUGGGAAUCCCGUUCCACCAGGGCUUUAUUGAGCAUCCCUCGGCGGCUAAUGGUGACUUACCGGAGAUGAUCAAUGGAAGAGUGAAGAAGACGGUUGGGGGUUGGAUAUCAAUUGUGUAUGAAGCGCUGCGCGAUGGGACGUUGAAUGGGACUAUCCUGGGUGCAUUCAAACAGUAAGUGUCAUUGUAUAAACCGAAUAUACCAGGAUUCUGCCAUAAACACGGCCAG